Molecule: messenger RNA, 2508 nt
Organism: Triticum dicoccoides
Lineage: Eukaryota; Viridiplantae; Streptophyta; Magnoliopsida; Poales; Poaceae
Exons: 2
Coding region: 34-1068 (344 amino acids)
Molecular function (GO): protein binding
Source: RefSeq, a predicted model, not a curated record
UUUGUAUCAACCCACAUAGUCUUUCUCGGGAAAAUGGAAAAUCAAAACCACACAGUGGCCAUGGAUGCCAAGCUGAUGGUGUCCACACACGGUGGCCAUGUCAACAUGUUGAAGGAUGUGCUGAACAAGGAGGAUGCCAUGGCGACGAUGCUUCCCAGUGAGGACCAAUCUGGUGCCGCUGCCAUCAAUCCCCUGCUGCUUCUGUCAGCGCGCAGGGGCUCCUGGGAGGCCCUGAAUGCCCUUCUCCAGAGGGAAGACGCAAGGGAUCCACCAAUGAUGAUUCCCACUCUUGAAUUUCUUGAGUUGGUAGCGGGAGGCAGCGGCGCCCAGGGAAGAAGUGCGGCGUCUGCUGGUCGUGAUGUAGAAGAGGGCGUUGACCAGCAGCCUGCUGCUUCGCCUGCAGCUGGAGCACUCCUCAAGGGCGUCACCGCCGACGGGGAUACCGCACUACAUGCGGUCGCCGGCAACGGCGAUUGCCAGAAUUUCUUGAAGUAUGCCGGCAUCGUCUACGACAGGGACAGGGCGCUCCUGUUUGUGCAGAAUCACAAGGGUGACACACCCUUGCAUUGCGCUGCCCGAGCUGGGAACUCCAAGAUGGUUUCUCGUCUCAUUGAUCUAGCUGCGUGUGAGGGCGACGGCAGGAAGCUGGAGCUCUUGAGGAUGGAAAACAAGCGUCAGGAGACGGCCCUGCACGAGGCUGUCCGAUUUGAAGACGGUGGAAUUCUGGGUCACAAGGAGAGAUUAUUGCUUGAUGCCGCCGACCCCACCGGAGAAGAAAAGAAUAAGCGUGGCAAGGCAGAGACAGAGGGUGCCCUAAAUGAAGACGGUAAAAGUCCGGUCGCCGCACCGGAAGAACAGGCUAUUGUCAAGCUGCUGAUGGGCGCUGAUCGCGAAUUGGCUAAUUAUCCUGCAGGCGGCAUUUCACCACUGUACCUAGCCGUCUUGCUGGAGAAGGGUACAAUUGCACUGACUUUACACGCAAUGAGUGGUGGCAAUCUCUCCUAUUCCGGAGCAGACGGACAAAAUGCCUUGCAUCUUAGUAUUCUUCGAGAUACAGGUACCCGCUAAACACUAGCAACUAUUUUUGGAACUUGCGUGCCCAUUUAUUUUUCACCUACUCUAGCAACGGUAUACCCCAUUUAGUUCACUUGCUUCCUCACAUUUUUUUUACCUAUCUAUUUUUUGACUGGUUUUAAGUUAUAUCGUUGCUUAUCUAUACACUAGCAUUGUGUACUGCGCAAUUGAGCCAUAUAUGUCUUUGAUCAUCUGUUGUUUGGGGGCACCGGAAAAGGUGAAAUCCCAAUUGCACGACCACAACAUAUAUCUACGUGGAGCGUGCUUGUGAUGUUUAAGGCGUUGAUCGAUUUGUUUGUCAUGUAGCUGUGCAUUCUCAUUUGUUUUGUGGAAAUACCAAAGGAUGAACCUUCGCUGGGAAGGAGCUCCCAGCGAACGUCCCUACGGCCUUGUGAUCGAAAUCAAACAGAUGACAUUUUUUUUUAAAAAAUUACACUGUUCACUGGCAAUUUUUCUUUCCGUACAUGGCCAGCCCCUAGCAAACGCAUGACCUUUUUUAGUUGUUUUGGCAUGGCAACUCUGACGUUUGUUGUCAAUUUCUCUCACAGCAAACGAUAUUCACGUCCUUGUUUUGGAACAAAAAAGAGUCCGCCACAAUUCAAAUCCAAGCCUUAUGAUUUUGAAGUCAGGGUUCACCAGCUCAACAACCAGAUAUUUUAUUUGUUCUCUGGGAAUUUCUAGCAUGUUACUCUGUUUUUCUUCUUGUUAUGCUUUUAGUUGUUUUGGACUACUCUUUAUGAUCACCUUAUUGUUCAACCUUCAGGUUAUGUUUACCCUUCUCUUGUUAAAGAUCUUUGGGUUCCUGGAACCAAAAUUUGGGAUAAUAAUUUGAUUUCUUCUCUUUUCCGACAGCCUCUUGCUACUGCUAUUAUUCAAACUGAUAUUAUUCAAGAGGACUGUCCGGAUAUACUUUGCUGGGAUCUAACACCUAAUGACAAUUGUACUUCCAAAUCCACUUAUAAAUUGUGCUUGCAGGACAUUCAUGCUAAUCCUAGAUCUGCUCCUUCUCAAGUUUCUUUGCAGAUUAAAAAUCUUCUAAAGCUGAUUUGGAAGCAAAAGACAAUAAUUCCUAGAGUCAAGACUUUUGCUUGGAGGCUUCUCCGGGAGGCCCUUCCCACAGCUUUCAGGUGCAAAAAAAUCCCUGGUUUAACUCAAGGAAUGGUGGCUACUAGUAUCGGAGUCUACCUUUGUUUGCCACAAGACCCGACGGAAAUCAAUGUUCAGAUUCAAGCGUCUUCUGCGGAUACAGAUUCUCCUUUGAAAGCGGAAGCUUUGGCUCUUCUUUUGGCGGCUCAAGUGGCUAAUCGCCUUAAUAUUUCUCAGCCUACUUUCCUCACCGACUGUCUCUCUUUGGCAUCGUUUGCUGCUUCUUCUAAGGCUUCUGAUGUUGCCAUCCCCUGGGCUAUCAGGAAAAUACUAGCUGAAUUUUUCUUC